Alternaria atra is the source of this 684-nucleotide messenger RNA. RefSeq lists its product as uncharacterized. The record is from RefSeq and is a predicted model, not a curated record. NCBI's taxonomy places the organism in Eukaryota, Fungi, Ascomycota, Dothideomycetes, Pleosporales, Pleosporaceae. The transcript has 4 exons. The coding region runs from base 1 to 684 and encodes 227 amino acids.
AUGUUGUUCCAACGCGGUCGAGGCCAUAGCCGCAACGACGAAAAACCUCGUCAUCCUUGGCUCCGAAAGCUAUGCCAAUCCAACGUGCUCAUCUACCUUGUUCUUUCUUCGAGCGUGGUGAAUGUUCUACAAGCGCUUUUGAUCGGUCUGAGCAGUCCUUGGGUCAAGCAACAUCUAGCUUCUGCAUACAACAGUCACGACGGUUCUGUUUAUCGCGAGUCAAUCAACACUAUUGAGAAAUCACUGUAUCCCCCGACGCUCUACGACGACGCUCUUGUUCUUCAGACUGUGGAGAAUGUGAUAGAUGCGUACGACCCGGGCAACUCGAUUGCAGCACUCCCGCGCGAAGGACUACUCCCUUCGCAACCAUUUCCGUGGGACACGUCAAAGGAAGUAUAUGCUUACCACGGGUAUCAUAGCUUGCAUAGUGUACAAGUUAUUUACCGAAUGCUACGCGAGCUUGCCGGCGAUGAGGCCAUUAAUGGGCACGCUCUCCAUUCACUUGUCGUGCUCUGGGAAGACGCGCUUUGUACAGUUGAUACAACGCCUCGAUCUGUCAACAGUGUAAUGCUACUAAACGACACUGCCGUAGCUGAAGCCGGACAGGUGCGGUAUGUUUGCGAGGAUCCUGUCCUCGAAUCCUUCAUCGCAUGUAUACCAACGGGUACUGACUUUGCAUAUUAG